AUGAGUGCUCAAGAAGAAGCCAAGAAGCCCGAGCAAAAGUACCGUACGGCCAACUACAAGGCCAAUGCCGUGAGUCGGCGUCGUCGUCGUCAUCAUGAAGGGUCACCGAACCAAGAAGGCUCUUUAUCCGAAUCGAGCCGACAAAGCUGACACGUGUUUCCACCAAUGUUAUCGAUGCCAUCCGUUUAGCGUGGCCUCGGUCGGGAACAUGAGGAGCCUCAAAACUACACCAUGAUGCAGGGUCAGUAGUCGCAGUCUCUACAGAGGCGGCCUGGCGAGUUCCGCCCUGGAAGUUGCGAUUGGGGUAAAGAUGAUCGGCCUCCGGAACUGGGAAACUGAUCGGACACUCCAUUGCUGGACACCAGGUUUCGAAUGGUACUCCAAGGGUGGCGGAAAGUUCUGGAACGACUUCAAGGAAAAGUCCAAGAGUCUUGCCGACAUGGGCAUCACCGCGGCUUGGCUGCCACGUACGUCCGAUUGCCUAUCGCUCAGGGAGAGCCUUUCAGUCGUCGAGCUGCACAGCCACGAUGGCUGAUCUGCUUUGCUCCCCCUUCUUUUUAGCUCCCACCAAGGGCCAAAGUCCUGAAGACAAUGGCUAUGGUGUCUAUGAUAUCUACGAGUAAGUCGCAAUUAGCCAUCCAAUCCUUCGGAUUCGCUAAAGCUUUUCCGCCUCGUCUCGCUCUGCAGCCUGGGAGAAUUUGACGCCAAGGGAGGCAAGGCGACCAAGUGGGGGACCAAGGAGCAGUACAUUGAUUGCAUCAAGACGUGCAAGAAGAACGGCAUCGUCGUGUACAUCGGUCAGUCUUCGACUAAGCUCGAGGCUUUCUCCUAACCGAGCUGACUCGUACUCUCUGCAAACUCCUCUCAGAUGCGGUCUUGAACCACAAGGCCGGUGCCGACGAGGCCGAACCUUUCAUGGCCACCGAAGUUGACGAGAACAACCGCAACCAGGAGGUUAGUGGAGCUGUAAGUUUGCUCUGCUGCAGUCGAGAUGAGCUGGAAGCCAGGAUCAUGGGUGCUGACCUACCCGGAACUCGUCGACACAGUACGAGAUCGAGGGUUGGACCAAGUUCGAUUUCCCCGGUCGUGGUGACAAGUACUCGGAUCUCAAGUGGCGCCACUACCACUUCACCGGUGUCGAUUGGGACAAUCGUGCCGAGAAGAAGGCCAUCUUCAAGAUCCAAGGUGAAGGUAAAGGCUGGGCCCUGGCCGUCGAUGGCGAGAAGGGCAGUUUCGACUACCUCAUGUUCGCCGACAUCGAUCACAACCACCCCGAAGCCCGCGAGGAUAUCAAGAAGUGGGGCACGUGGAUCAUCAAGGAGACCGGCGCCGAGGGUAUCCGCUUCGAUGCCGUCAAGCACAUCGACGAGGGCUUCAUCUCCGAGUUUGUCCAACACAUUCGCAAGGAGUUGGACAACCCUGACUUGUUCUGCGUCGGAGAGUUCUGGAAGGACGACAUCGGAAGCUUGACCGGCUAGUGAGUCUGGAUCCCUGACUUGUUCUCUGUGUUGGCCUCUCAGCUAGACCGUGCACUAACGACGAUCUUACACUCUACUCUUCUCAGCCUGGAUCGCUUCGGUGACCAAUUCAGUCUAUUCGAUACCGCGCUCCAUUACAACUUCAAGGAGGCGUCGACCCGCGGUGGCGACUACGAUCUUCGCGCCAUCUGGGAUGGCACCGUUGUUAAGGACUACCCUAUGGAUGCCGUCACGCUCGUCGACAACCACGACACCCAGCCCCAGCAGGCGCUCGAGUCGUGGAUCGACCCGACAUUCAAGCCCCUCGCGUACGCCUUGAUCUUGUUCCGCGGCGAUGGAUACCCUUGCGUCUUUGCCGGUGAUCUCUACGGCUGCAACAGCGAACCUUUCGUCGAGCCCAUGGUAAGGCGGCCACGACGACUUCAACCUGACACCGCUUGUGCUCGAAAGCUGAUAAGCUUAGAUGUGUGCAUCCACAGUCGCAACUUGACGACUUCAUCAGGAUCCGCAAGUGCUUCACUUACGGCCCGACCCGAGAUUACUGUGCGUCACAACCGUGCCUGAAAGUCCUCCUGAUCUUGCGCGUGCUGACACCCUGACCUCACCAUUCAUCACAUUACAUAUCCAUUCUUUUGGUGCACCACGAAUCAUCUACAGGGGACCAUCCGCAAUGCGUUGGAUGGGUUCGCGAGGGCGACGCCGCCCACGAUGGCUGUGCCGUUGUAAUCUGCAACGGCUCCGAGGACGGCAAGAAGCGCAUGCAGAUCCCUGACGGCCACGCGGGUGAAAAGUGGACCGAUGUGCUCGGCUGGUACCAAGGCGAGGUCACGAUCGGUGAUGAUGGAUGGGCCGAAUUCCCGUGCCACGAGCGAUCCGCGUCCGUCUGGGCCAAGGUCGACGCCAAGCAUCGUGAGGAGUUCAACAAGUGA
Molecule: messenger RNA, 2407 nt
Organism: Microbotryum saponariae
Lineage: Eukaryota; Fungi; Basidiomycota; Microbotryomycetes; Microbotryales; Microbotryaceae
Source: the annotation of a GenBank genome assembly